Messenger RNA from Chondrus crispus (carragheen), 621 nucleotides. RefSeq lists its product as hypothetical. The coding region runs from base 1 to 621 and encodes 206 amino acids. Lineage: Eukaryota; Rhodophyta; Florideophyceae; Gigartinales; Gigartinaceae. The transcript is spliced from 4 exons. Gene Ontology annotation, biological process: reciprocal meiotic recombination. Gene Ontology annotation, molecular function: actin binding; double-stranded DNA binding. The record is from RefSeq and is a predicted model, not a curated record.
AUGGGUCCGAGGAAAGGCCUCUCCUUUGAUGAAAAGCGCGACCGACUCAUGGACCUCUUCACAGAGACGGCCGACUUUUUCACCCUCAAGGAGCUCGAGAAAAUUGCCUACAAGCGCAAGGGAAUUGUGUCCCAGUCGGUGAAGGAGGUGCUUCAGAGUUUAGUCGAUGACAACCUCGUCAAUACCGAUAAAUGCGGCGUGCAAACCGUGUUCUGGUCUCUGCCUAGCGAAGCAUCCCAGAAGAGGAAAACCAAGCUGAGCAACAUCAAGGAGGAGUUGGCAGCUGCCCUGAUGAAGGGAACCAGGCUGCAAGAGGAGCUGCAACAAGAAAAACUCGGCCGCGAGAAAACGGAGGAGCGCACCGCCCUACUGGAAGCCAUCGCCGAAAAGGAGGACCGCUUGAAGAAGGUCACCGUCGAGCUCGCGCGCUUUGCAGAGUUUGACCCUCUCGAAAUGACAAAGCUUGAGGACAAUAUUAAGAAAACCAGGCAAUGUGCUAAUCGAUGGGUCGAUAAUAUAUUCAACUGCCAGUCGUGGGCGUCGAAAAAGUUUGGCAUGGAGAGGAAGGAUUUUGACAGACAGUUUGGCAUCCCGUCGGAGCUUGACUACGUUGAAGCCUAG